This is a messenger RNA of Lineus longissimus, 3419 nucleotides long. RefSeq lists its product as uncharacterized. The record is from RefSeq and is a predicted model, not a curated record. The transcript has 2 exons. NCBI's taxonomy places the organism in Eukaryota, Metazoa, Nemertea, Pilidiophora, Heteronemertea, Lineidae. Bases 264 to 1283 code for a protein of 339 amino acids.
AUAGGGAGGUCAACAGAAGCGGCUGCGAGCGUGAUGAUGGCACCCAAUCUCCUUGCGCAUGACCAGAACUAUUUUUAUCGACGUCGUUGCGUCGUUCCUUGCAUUGAAGAAAGGAUGGCACCAUCACUUUAAGGAAAUGAGUGAUCUGGAUCUGAGACUCAUCCUGACAUAACUAGUGGUUUAAAUGUACUCCGCCUCUCGAGGAUUAUCAAAAACCUGAUUGAGCUCGGGGUGGAUCUGAAUAGACGAUCAGCAGUACCCAUAUGCGGAGCAUCAGGCUGUCAUUUGACAUGGACAAGUUGAAGUGGUUGUUCAUCGCCUUCAUAUUAGCGAGCGUCCUGCUUUUCAUUUCAUAUAUCGCAUUAAAUUACAACGGUAGCAUCAGCGGCAUCAACAAGAGAGCAGCCACGACACACCUGACAUCGAUCAAAAAGCCUUUAUCCAACUGCACAGAAAAAAUCGAGAUCCCUGGAUUACUCUCGACGCCGAAUCGAAACAAACAAGCUUUCCAAUACAGAUGGGACAAACCUGUCCCGAAGAUUGUGCAUUACUGCUGGUACGGAGGGCGCCGCCGCCCCAACUUCAGAUUCUAUCACUUAAUAAGUGUUCUGAGCGCCUACAAAAACAUCAAACCGGAGGUGAUAUAUUUCUGGUACGAUUAUAUUCCACUGGGACCCCUGUGGAAGGAUAUUCAGGCACGCGUUCCGAUUAUUAAGUUGAAGCACCGUCCUGCACCUUCGCACAUUUACCACCGUCCACUCGGUAUCUACGAUCAGCAUCAGUCGGAUAUCGUGCGCUUGGAGGCGGUGAUGGAGUACGGUGGUAUUUAUAUGGACCUGGAUAUCGUGGUGCUCAAGUCCUUCGACCCUCUACUCAUGUACGACACGACCAUGGGCUACGAAAUCAGCGAUGGACUAUGCAAUGGAGUUAUUAUAUCAAAACCGAACGCACCAUUUCUCCGUAUCUGGCACUCAGAAUAUACAACAUUCGACGACAAUAACUGGGGAUAUCAUUCCGUGAUGCUGCCCGCAAUUCUUGCCAAAACAUACCCCGGGCUCAUUCACACUGAAGAGAAAUCUUUGCACCGUCCAAACUGGAAGGAAGGAGAAUGGAUGUACGUAGAAGGCAAAUUGUACGACUGGUCAAAUAACUACGCCGUGCAUUUGUAUUAUAUGCACACACUGAAAUGGAAGGACCACUCUCCGGACACGAUUAAAAAGUUGAACACCACAAUGGGGCAGAUAUUUCGAUACAUUUACUAUGGAAGCAAAGAUUUUGUGUAGGACUACUAUAGGAAAGUUCAUACCUAGUAAAAGCACCAGUGUAUAGUCUAAAAAUGUUUCGCCUGAUGACAGAUUUUUAAGGUUUGCCCGUUUGGGGUUCUUUUAGAAACCUUGUUCGUGGAUACCUCAAAAUGAGGGAGUGCAAAAUAUUAUAAUUAUUUGUAACUAAGAUUUUAAGACAUUUUUAACUUUUACGUUGGCAUAAUUAAGUUACUCCCAGGAGGACUCAUAUGUCAUAGGUCACUGCAGUGUAACGUCCAAAUGCAUUUUUGGGUACUUUUGAGUUCAGCCAGGAGAAGAGAUAUCCUAUGUACACCGUACAAACUGGCCAUGCCGACGAACCGGCGGUGAUCAUCACGCCUAAUGCCUCCUCCUUAUAGGAAGGAUGGAAUUAUCUUUAGGUAUCCAGUAAAUUAAUUCAUUGAUUCAUAUAUCUAUACGCACUACCUUGGUAAGAUCGGCAUGAAACUGGCAAGAAGGGCUGAUAUCAACUCACGGUCACCAUAAGUACAGUGUAUAUAUCGUCCCAAAAGUAUUCUGAUGUAAUGAAGAAGAGCAGAUGAAUAUAUAUAUAUAUACUUAUUCCGUCCAAACUGGUACAGUGUAGAAAGGACUGAUAUCAACUCUCGGUAACCUAUAUGUACAUACAUCGUGUCAAUAAGUAUUUAUUUUAAUGAAGGAGAUCAUUAAUGAAGGGCUGAUAUAAACUAGGGCAUCUGCACAAAUAAGUAUUUUGUUUCAAUGAAAGAUAGGAGCUUAUGCAUUCUUACAUGUCGGAAAGGAAUGCAUUGAACUUGGUCACAUGCCCAGGGUCUAAAAUGACCACCUUUCCCCUCUAACCGGCACAGUGACCACGUCAUAAAAACAAUUCCACCACCCCUUUUUCUAUGAGUGUACACAGUGUAUAUCACAAUACUACAUUCCAGAUGAGCACAAGCCUGGGACCAACGUCGACCCUGCGUCAUCAUCCACAAUAUACUUUCUUAUUUGCAAAUCACCUGACUUCUUCUUCACUUCUGCUCAACCCAUCCAUGCCUCAGACUCAUCCAGAGUAAGGUCAAAUCUUUUGGUUGACCCGGCCGGAGUUAACACUCACUCAAACAACCAGUGAUAACCAUGCGAUUGGACCUCUUGACAAGUACGGGGUUAAUACGAAGUUGUUAACACUUUUGGGCUCUGUAGUUAGUGUUAACUCCGAGUUCACUCAAGAGUUAACCUGGGCACCAGGAGUUAUUGAGGCACUAUAUCUAACAGUCGCCAAGUAAUUAAAUUGCAACGAGUUGAGCUGCUUUUUAGUUCCAACGAAUCGCUCAGUCUACGGCGGGCACACCGGAGAAUGAGUAAGAUCAGCCCCCAAACACUGAUAAGCCCGCCUUCUUUAGUUCUUAGGCGGGGCUCUUGAGAUACACGCGUGUGCGGGAGUAAUGCCGGGAAAUGACGAGAGCAACUUGCAGAAGCUACAAUCAAUGUUUUUUUGUUUUUUUUAAAUGGCGCUGAAUUAACUCCGCAACUUUACCGAGCUCUUCCGGUGGUGGUUGCUAUCCCAUUGGUUGAAAUUAAUUUAAAUCUUCAUGAGAAUUUGCUACAUAUCCCUAAGAAAUUUGCCAAUUAUAUUUUUAUUUUUAUUAGGGAAAUAUCCGUCCUAAAUAAUGACAGAAAAGGGUGGUUUAUUUCAAUUUUGUGUCGACAUGGUCGAGGUCACGUGACAUAAACAAAACAAUCGCACACACCCGUCCAAAAAAGGCACUUUAAGAAAAACAAAUACGUUUUUCCUGCUUAAAACCACACUGACGACUAAGUUAUAUUUGUCUGCUGCCCAAAUCUGAAGUAUCAAAAUGAAUCACAAACUAGAACUAGCUAUAUUUAGCUCUAUUUGCGUGAAGAAUUUGGGUGAGCGACAUUCUGCAACCUAGCGGCCAAUAAUAAACAACUUUCAUGUUCAAGGUCACGUGACUUAAACAAAACAAUCGAACGCACACGUCCAAAAAAGGCACUUUAAGAAAAAUAACUACGUUUUUCCAGCUUAAAACCACACUGAUUACGAAGUUAUAUUUGUCCAAAUCCGAAGUAUCAAAAUGAAUCACAAACUAGAACUAGCUAUAUUUAGAUAUAGUUGCGUGAAGAAUGGGGGGGGGG